AUGUCCGCGAUGCCAAGGCCGCACCGGCCUUGUCGAACAACUUUGGGCGCAACGCAGCAGCAACCCGCUGACCUAAACCGGCACAAGCAUCGACACCCCUGUCGUCAACCCUGCCAUAACCCCACGGCGCCCUCGACGACAACCAACCCAACCAGCGGGGACCACAUUUCCGAUGCUCCGCCGUCCACAAUCACCGGCACCAUCCUCUCUGCCGCAAACCCCGCGUCGAUCAAGAUGGCGGUGGGGGUGGUAAGCACCAAUACCAUCACCCCCACCAUCACCAACGACAGUCCAACCGUCGAUUACGACUAUGUUUACCGUGUGCUACACAGCUAGAUGCAGCAGGUACGGUAAUAGUAGACUUGUGUAGCAUCUUCCACACCCUCUCUUCCCUACUCCUCAGCUGGGCCCUAUGUCAUGAUGGAGUCAAAAUGACCAGAGGCGUGUGUGGACUCGGGUUGACUGCACGUCCGUGCCCGAACCUAGGCGCGCAACCACAGCCCCUGGUCUAGAACAUACACUUAACCAGAAUUUUUACCCAACAACAACACCCUAACAGGGGUCAUAAGGACAAGGAUGACUGGGCACCCAUGCCCACCACCCGUAUACUCAGCGAGAGCGUAAGUGCAUCUACCGACAGGGAAGCGGGUCAUAGGGAACUGCCAGCGCAUACCAGGCUGCGAGGGCCAUUGUUUGUUAAUACUGGCAUAACACAUGCUUUUAGACGUUUUGACAAUCACCACCACCGACGCCACAAAAUUCGAGGACUCGAUCCCGGUGAGUCUUCAUUAUGAACGCAAAUGCACCUCACGCAUCGUCCUGAUCGGUCACUUUUGAAUGCAUCUUACAGAUACUGGUCAACCAGUACCAGUGGCACCCGCCUUUCUUUUUCGCAGUAUCCUCGCACACCCAUUCACCGCAUGAUUCUGUUUGGUCACAUGAGUCUCCGGGAAAUUCUUGACAGCAUUACCACGCAUUCCUUUUACAAGCGUAUUCAUCACUCAUGCUCUCCAUCUCGGCCCAGCAACGGGACAUCUAUGUAAGUGUGAAACGUGUUUUUUGGCUCCUCUCCAUGUGACUUCUCCGCCACACAUGGGAUCCGUGCCGCACCUGUCAGGAUAGAUGAAAAUAUUUGAGAAAUGUAGGUUGCGACUACCUGGUGUAUAACGGGCUGAAUUGACACGCAGAUCCACGCUGCGAGAACUGGGAUCUGUGCCGUUGCUUCUAUCCUCUUUCUGUUGUGCUAAAAUUCUGAUCAAGUGUUUUUUGCGGAACAGGGAGCGUGAUGAUACGCCUAGGUGCGGAUAUUCGUCAUGCCAACCACCUUGAUACUCUCUUUCCUCCAGUCAUAUUCAUCAUGUCAUGAUAUCCGACUCAGAUGGGAGAGGAGGAGGAGAAGAAGAAGAAGGAGGAGGAGGAGGAGGAGGAGGAGUAG
Messenger RNA from Spirometra erinaceieuropaei, 1435 nucleotides. The record is from the annotation of a GenBank genome assembly. Lineage: Eukaryota; Metazoa; Platyhelminthes; Cestoda; Diphyllobothriidea; Diphyllobothriidae.